This is a messenger RNA of Rasamsonia emersonii CBS 393.64, 1368 nucleotides long. Its product is annotated as DUF821 domain protein. Lineage: Eukaryota; Fungi; Ascomycota; Eurotiomycetes; Eurotiales; Trichocomaceae. The record is from RefSeq and is a predicted model, not a curated record. The coding region runs from base 1 to 1368 and encodes 455 amino acids. The transcript has 2 exons.
AUGCCCCUUCGCCUCCGCUUCCUUGUCCUCGGCGGCGGUCUCUUGCUCGUCGUCGCGGCGUUCCUCGUCUUCGGGUUCCGAAAAUACGAUCAUUACAGUGUUGAUCUUGGCGAUGGUGGGAUUGGGUCUGGGAUUGGGAAGAGCUUGUUCUUCAAAACGCCGCCGUUGUCACGUCCUCAUCCUUCUCCUCCUGAUCAGGACCAUCGAACAUGUACGCCACCAGCACAACCGCAAACCGACAAUAAUGAUACCUGGGAAUUCAUCGCCAGCCGCGACGGCGACAAUUACGGCCUGUCGGACGAGCAGUGCCAGAUCGCGUUUCCAAAACUGUUCGUCGAGAUCGACAAGUCUGUUGCGCUGCGCGCCGGCGCGAACAAGCCCAUUACGUGGAAGGAGUUGAACUCGAGGAAGGUGGGAGAUGGCCUGGUGCGGGCGAUUGUUGAUCGAGGGGAGCUGUAUAUCGUCGACUUCGGAGACAUGCCCUACACCUUCACCCGCGCCAAGGCGACGCUGCACUCGCUCCACCGCGCCCUCAUCGCCGUCCCCAACCGGCACGAGCUGCCCAGCGUUGAAUUCAUCUUCUCGACCGAGGACUUCGUCGUCGACACCGACAAAGGCCCCAUCUGGGCGUACUCCAAACGCGACGAGGAUGACGCCGUCUGGCUGAUGCCCGACUUUGGCUUCUGGUCGUGGCCCGAGGUCAAGGUCGGCCCCUACCGGGACAUCCGCCGGCGGAUCGCCGCCGUCGACGACGGCCUUGCCUUCCGUGACAAGAAGAAGCAGCUCCUCUGGCGCGGCAGUCUGGCGACGGCGCCCGAGCUGCGCGGCAACCUGCUCGCCAACACGCGCGGCAAGCCGUGGGCCAGCAUCCGCGUGCUGGACUGGAGCCAGAGCGACGACAACGACAAGAGCAACGUGCUGCCGAUGGAGGAGCACUGCCGGUACAUGUUCCUGGCGCACACCGAGGGCCGCUCGUUCUCCGGCCGCGGAAAAUACCUGCAGAACUGCCGCUCGGUGGUGAUCGCCCACCAGCUGGUCUGGCGCGAGGCGCACCACGCGGCGCUGGUCUCCUCGGGGCCCGACGCAAACUACGUCGAGGUGGCGCGCGACUUCUCCGACCUGGAGGAGAAGAUCGAGUACCUGCUGGACCACCCGUUCGAGGCCGAGCGCAUCGCCAACAACAGCGUCGCCACCUUCCGUGACCGCUACCUGACCCCGGCCGCCGAGGCGUGUUACUGGCGGUACCUGAUCCGGCAGUACGCCUCGGUCUGCGCCUUUGAGCCAUCGCUGUACGAGACGGACUUUUGGGGGCGCCAGACCAUGCGAGCCGUGCCGUACGAGUCGUGGUUGUUGAUGGAGUCGUCGUGA